Pseudomyrmex gracilis is the source of this 4263-nucleotide messenger RNA. Its product is annotated as serine proteinase stubble. Gene Ontology annotation, molecular function: serine-type endopeptidase activity. The coding region runs from base 903 to 3671 and encodes 922 amino acids. The record is from RefSeq and is a predicted model, not a curated record. The transcript is spliced from 9 exons. Gene Ontology annotation, biological process: proteolysis. NCBI's taxonomy places the organism in Eukaryota, Metazoa, Arthropoda, Insecta, Hymenoptera, Formicidae.
UCCGUCACGGGUAAACCUCAACCGUUCGAGUUUCGAUCUAGCCGUCGUGGCGAUCAAAUUUCUCGUAUCUGUUAUUUAUUUUCACCCGUGCUCAUCGAUUUGUCGCCUCGAACGAGAGAAACGUCUCGCCUACUCUUCCGGUUAAGAUCCAAUUUCUUCAAGAUCGGUCCUAUCCGAUCCGGCAUCACGAGGGCUGUAAGAACUAAUGUGCGCCAAAUCCAGUCCGAACAAUCAUCAGCUGUGACGCAAAAUGAUGAUGUGAACGAGAAACAGUAGUAUUUUAUUUUUCUUCAAGUUGUUCGCGACGCAGUUGCUAUACGCAGAGAUGGUGGGAAACGUUUGCAGAAGACUUCGAUGCUCGGUCUUGGAAUUGUUCAGUCUGAAUCUCGUGCGUUCCUAAUUUAACACAGUGCGGUCAGGCGAAUCGACGAUGCAAUGAACGCCAGUGAUUGGUCAUCCCAAGCUCCAUUUAACCGACCUCUUCAGCGUUGACAAAUCCUGUUUCGCGAACGUUUAUCGAAGAAAGAGAUCCGCGAUAUAAUUUUGUCUCACACGUAUUGCCAAUAAUAACCUCCCGCAUUAAAAAGUGUAUUCCGAGUCGAAUACACGGUUAUUCAGUAGUUUCAUCAAGAUGACGAACUGAAUUUCGGCGAAUCGCUUUCCGAGCGGUUCCGAGAAAAAAAUCAAAUACCGAUCGAUCCACAUCGUGAAUCACGGUGAGUCACGAUGAUGGUUUCCAUGCCGUCAGAAACUCGUGGCUGUCGUUGUGCACCGGGGUACGAGAUUAGUCACGAGGAUGCGUUGAUUCCAAGUGAGCGUGGAUGAAGUGAUUAACAGGGUCUGGUGGUUUGCCAAAACGCGUGCGGACCAGCUCUCGGUCCGAGAGAGAUCCAGGGAUCAGGAUGCGGUGGAUCGGUUACGUGGCCACGAUUCUCUGGUGGUCGGGCAUCGCCAGGUCUCUCAGCACGCUGAAUCGAGGUCACAGUUACAAAAUCAGUCCAAAACCCUGUAAAGUGCCCGGUUACGAAGGCAGGGAAGGUACGUGCAUGUUCGUGUGGGAAUGCAUCAAGUCCGAAGGCACGCACGUGGGCGUAUGCGUGGACACCUUCAUGUUCGGUAGUUGUUGCGUUCACAACACGACAGUCAACACGAUAAGCGCGUCUCAUCAUCUUCAUCAUCAUCAUCAGCAGCAGCAGCAGAAGCAGCACGAUUCAACGAGUACGCUCAGGCCGACUCUGUCCUUGGCGGAACUAGUCGGGAACGAGACCACCACCACCAGACUGACGUCGACUUUCCUCUCUUCCUGGACAGCAUCGAGUACCGCAAGACCGAGUUAUCAUCAGUCCUCGGCGUCUCACGGUACAACUGUCGUCGUUACGACGAGACCGACGAGACCGACGAGACCGUUCACGCACGGGGUCGCGAGACCUUUGCAGAAAAGACCGCAUGCCAAACCGACGUCCGAACACGGCACAAACAGGCUGCAAGUUCCCGCGUCGGUGUCUUCCACGUCCCCGAACACAUGGACGGAACAGAGGCCGCAGGGAACGAAGAGACCGAGUCAUCAUGGAAGUUAUUCCCAUCAUCACAAGACCAGACCGGAUGAGGAAACAGCGAGCGAGAAUCCUUCUUCCGUUCAAAGUCAACCGGGCUUUAAAGAUAAAGAGACUCAUAAUACUUUAGUAGUGCGUUUGCCGGGAAAGGAGCAUGCCGAUGGUGAUGAUGAUGACAAAGUCGUUGGCUCGAGCAAACCGAACAAGCAGAGUAAACCGAGUAAACCGAACAACCAAAGGCCUUACGACUCGAAACCGGAUGACGGAAAGAUCGAAGACGCCGAUCUCAGCGUACAGGAAACGAUCAAUCGACCGAAUGUCAAUUCCGUCAUUGAAAACGAAGCGGCAAAAGAGACCCAUCCGAGUUUAAAUUUUAUACAUACCGAGCGACCGUCCUGGGCGACCAAGCCGGUGCAGCAAUCGAAACCUUCGACGAAUUUUUCCAAGCCGUACUUUUCGAUCAAAACGACCACUUAUCGGCCAAUAUCGAUAAGCGGUCAGACAGAUCACAGACCGAAUUUCAUAUCAAAGCCGUACACUUGGUUGUCGUCGUCUACGAAAAAAACGUCAACGACGACGACGACGACGACGACGACGACAACAACAACGACUGGUAAACCGACGUACGUCGCACAAUCUUCCACUAGCGUAGUCGGAUCCAUGCCACAAACUUCUCAUUGGCAAGUAACUACAGAACCAGCUUUCGUGACAAAACAAAAACCGUCGUCGUCCACAUCUUUGUCUUCAAUGUCUUUAUUAACGUCCUUCUCUUCGCCCACGUCAUUUUCGUCGUCAUCGUCAUCAUCAAAACCGAUCACCCCGUCGGAGAACGUACGAAAUCCAUCCUCAAGCACGAGUUCUCAUUUCUGGUCUAAUAGCUGGACGCCACCUAGACCGUCUUUGAAACCGCACUGGACGGACAGUCCCAGUCUUAUUCAAGAUGGUCCGGAAAACUUCCCGCCGCGACCGAGUUUCAAACCGACCGAGCCGCAAAACAUCGAAUAUCAGAAACCUUUGGGAUCGGCGCACUACAUAACGACACACUUAGAGACUUCAACGAGGCCACGACCCACAAAAAAAACGACAACGUCGAGCACCACGACGUCAUCGACUCUAAUGACAUCCUCGAUCAGCAGCAGCAGCACGACCAGCAGCUCGACAAUCGCGAUGGCAACGCGUACCACGACCGCUCGCAGCACGAGUACCACAAGCGCCACCACGACCACGACAAGUACCACAAGCGCCUCUACGACCAAACAACAAGAAUUGGUGACCCAAGCGAGCGAGAAAGGAACGGGUUCGGUGAUGACGAUCGCGGCCGCCGACGAGAGCAAAGACAUGCAGUGCGGUGUACCGCCGUUGUUUCCGCGGCCGGAAACGAGAAUCGUCGGCGGUAAGGACGCACCGUUCGGCCGAUGGCCUUGGCAGGUAUCCGUGCGUCGCACGUCCUUCUUCGGUUUCUCCAGUACUCAUCGUUGUGGCGGAGCGGUGCUCAACGAGAAGUGGAUUGCCACAGCGGGCCAUUGCGUCGACGAUUUACUGACAACGCAAAUCCGAGUACGAGUCGGCGAGUACGACUUCUCGUCGGUGCAAGAACGACUGCCUUAUGUGGAACGCGGAGUUAUCGACAAGGUCGUACAUCCCAAGUAUAACUUCUUCACGUACGAGUACGAUUUGGCGUUGGUGAAAAUCGAAGGUUCUUUGACCUUUGCGGCGCACAUUUCACCAAUCUGUCUACCGGCCACGGACGAUCUUCUGAUCGGGGAAAACGCAACGGUCACGGGAUGGGGAAGACUGAGCGAGGGUGGGACGUUGCCCUCGGUGUUGCAGGAAGUCUCCGUGCCGAUAGUGAGUAACGACAGAUGCAAGUCGAUGUUCUUAAGAGCCGGUAGACACGAGUUCAUACCGGACAUUUUCCUCUGUGCCGGUUACGAAACCGGCGGCCAGGAUUCCUGUCAGGGUGACUCCGGAGGUCCUCUCCAAGUUCGCGGUAAGGACGGCAGAUAUUUCCUCGCCGGAAUUAUAUCUUGGGGCAUUGGGUGUGCCGAGGCCAAUUUACCGGGUGUGUGCACGCGAAUUUCCAAGUUCGUGCCGUGGAUUUUGAAAAAUGUCACUUGACCUGAUUUCGCGGGCAAAAAAAAAACGUGAAAACGAUAAGACAAUUAUAUAUCAAGAUUCAUGUGCGAACAAACAACGAUGUGCGAUGUUGUCUCGCGUGAUAUCAAAACUCAUGGAUUAUCCUAAAAAAAAACUUUCCUGCAAAUGACGAUGUAUCUUAUUUGCAUUUAUUUAUUUGCGUUUGCACUGCCACUUAAAAAAUAAGUCGUCGUGAUUGUUACAACAUAUUCGCACUAGAAGAGGUAAACAAUCAUCGCCGAAUUAUCGAACAUAAAAUAAUCUGCGAUUACGUGUGAAAUUUUAUAUGCAUUACAGCACACACAUACACACACACACACUAACACACACGCGCUAAACUUGUAUUUAUAUAUAAAUCCAAGUAAAGAAAUAAAAAAAAUAUAUAUUUGAUAGGUGUGUUAAGACUACAAUUAAGUGUGUGUGACCGAAGGGAGUCGUAAUGAAAGUUGAGUUGUAAUAAAAAAGAUCAAAACCAUAGCUCGCGAUGAGAAGAUUGAAGGGCAUAAUAUUAUUAUCAUUCUUGCCACACGUCGUUUCAAAUAUAAUUACAACAUGUGCGUGAAACAAAAAUUAA